GUCGUGUAGCAUUUUCCGAUAUUUAUGGAUUUCUUAAAUUCAGCAGCAAGAACCACAAGUGAAUCCGGAUUAUUCAUCGAAGUCUGCAGACAAUCCAAUAGACAUUUCCGAGGCAUUUUGCUAUUGUAUACUUUAUUGACAGUUUGACGAAUGGGAGAAAAAAAUUCACGUGAAAGAACAGCAGAAUUUCGAGGUUUUCUCAAUUAUUGUGGCCAGAAUCUGCUCUUAGGGCAUUAAAAUAGGAAUGGGGCACAUGCAGGAAGCGCGCGUGAGUGGAUACAUUUGCCGGCUGUGCUCAGAAGUGAGCAGAGUUGUGAUUCUCCUCUACGGAGACGUAGGACUGAAACUCUGCCUUGUAGCAAAAAUAAACAAUUUCCUCAACAUAAACAUUAAGCCGAAUGACCAGCUGCCAAAGACUGUGUGUCUGAAUUGUGUGCGUCAAGUGGAGAGCACGCAUCGCUUCAUAAAGAAAAUUCUGCUGAACAAGCAAAUCCUGAAGUUCGGCCGAGAACACCCGCAGAGGCGAGCACAAAUGGACAACCAGACCCCGGACGCGGAGCCUUCCCAGCCAGCCGCAGAAGCCUCGGGUGCUGGGUCGAGUUCUGCGGAAAACACAACUCCGGGCGUCACUUCAGCGGCUGUGGAAACGCCUUCCGAGUGGUCAGAAGAGUCAGAAUCCGAUGCAGAACUCGACGAAGUCAUGACAUAA
Molecule: messenger RNA, 709 nt
Organism: Phlebotomus argentipes
Lineage: Eukaryota; Metazoa; Arthropoda; Insecta; Diptera; Psychodidae
Exons: 2
Coding region: 245-709 (154 amino acids)
Cellular component (GO): nucleus
Molecular function (GO): zinc ion binding
Source: RefSeq, a predicted model, not a curated record